CGCUGCUCCCGCCCUGCGCCUGACGCAGAGCGCCGGGGGCGGGGCGGAAGUGAGGAGGCGGAGGAGGCGGAAGUAGUUUCGCGUGCGGGCCCAAGAUGAAUUCCAGAGGCACUUCUUAUCUGUUGAAGGAUAGUAUCCCAAUUACUGAGUUUUCAGCUUCUGGACCGUUCGAAGGUCAUGAUCUUCUGCGUAGAGGCUUUACAAGUGCAAAAAAUGAAUUGUUGCCCAGUCACCCACUGGAGUUGUCAGAAAAAAAUUUCCAGUUAAAUCAAGAUAAAACAAACUUUGCCACACUGAGAAAUAUUCAAGGGCUCCACGCACCUUUGAAGCUGCAGAUGGAAUUCAGAGCAGUGAAACAGGUCCAACGUCUCCCGUUUCUUCACAGCUCAAACAUAGCACUGGAUACUCUGAGGGGAAAUGAUGAAUGCAUCGGUUUUGAGGAUAUCCUUAAUGAUCCUUCACAGAGUGAGGUUAUGGGAGAACCACAUGUGAUGAUGGAAUACAAGCUUGGUUUAUUGUAACAAAAUGUACUCCACAAAAAUGUUUUGUGCGUGUCUUUAUACUGCAGAUCUAAAUACAUGAUACUAAAUUGACAGUGUUAAGCAGUCCUACAGUUAUCACUUGCCUUCCUUGAUGAAAAGGCACAUUAAAUGUUUAAAGUCUAUAAAUUGUUCUGUGCUUGUUGUCAAUUAUAUAAAUAUGUUCUGUAACUAGAUAGUUUAAUGUCUCUUCAUACACUGCUCAGGACAACAGCUUCUUAACUCUGGAAAUGCUAUAUAUGUAUACAAGAAAUCCAAAAAUACUCGUGCAUUUUAAAACUGAUUACUGUAGGUAAAUGCAUUUAAUGGAUGUUCUUGCAGAAGAACUUUUUAAGGGUGAAAAGAAGGUAUUUUCCGUUGAGUAACUCUUUGUUCAUGAAAAUUUCCGUACACUUUUUAAACUAUUGAAUAAAAGUUUGCUAUAAAUGCUGUUGCGUUCCAAAAUAUAUUUAAUCAUAAAUCAAGAGUCUCUUAUCCACAACACAAAAUGGUGUUGUUCCUUUUUCUUGUAAUAUCUCUAAAGAUCUUUAGAUAUUCUGCCUUGCCAAUGGAAUCCUGCUACAUCCAUUGUCUCCCCCCUGUUGGCAGUUGUGCAUGAGUGAGCCAUUAAGCUUUUGUGCAGAAUUGGAAGUAUCGCUGUAAGAAGGGAGUUAAAGGUCUCGAUUCGUUUCAUCUGUGUCCCUGAGAGGAUAUUCUGGUUUCUGAAAGUGGAAGCAAGUUCCACUUGAAGUUUAAAGAGGUGUUUUAAAAUCCAUUUGGGAACAUAAUCCAAAAGAGCACUCCUAGAGGUGUGUGUGUGUAUAUAUAUAUAUCAAAUGUCAGAGAUUAAGAAAGAAUGCAGUACCUAAUAAAGCUGCUGCAGUGAGAACAUGAAGAUACGGUGCUACUAGAUGACAAACACAGAAAUAAUUCUUUUGUUGGUUUACUGAAAUCGGAUCUUAAUUAAGGAAGAAUCAGACCUAUACUUAAAUACACCUUUUAAAGGAGCAGGCCACUGAAAGGUUUUUUGUGUGUUAUUAAAUUCAGGGUGCGUUGUCCUAUACAAAUCCUGCAAGGCAGCUAAUACAAUACGGCAUGUUAGGAAGAACAAAAAAAGUCUGUGGUUCAAAAGAUGCCAUCUCUUGUCAUAUGUGAGGAGCUGGAAACAAUAUUUCUAAGACAGGAACUGUCUUUAUUCAGCAGGUUUUAAUGGUUAAACUGCUAAGUGCACUCAGUGUUUUGUUCAGAUAAUUUUAGCAGAAAUGUUGCUAUAAACCUCUUUUCACAAUCCCAAACAUCUCUUGUGCUUUUCAAUGUGCUUGUGCUGCCGCAAAUUCCCUCUCCAUGUGGGUGGAAGCCUCUAGCUUCUGUCCUGUAAAUUUUACAGUGCUUUUAUGCGCAUCUAUUGCAAAACAUUGCAGCAAAUCAAAAAACAUUUAGAUGACACAGUGUGACAUGCUUUACUGGCAGUUUUAUUUGGUUUUAUAUUUAAACUUGUUUCAUUUGAGAAGUGAAGCUUCUAAAAUUGUCUUUCACUUGAGAGUUGCAGAUAUUAGAGGCUUGUGCUAUGAAAUACAUGCUAUUCCAUUUGUAUUUUUUGCCUUGGUGAGGUUAAAUGUAGGACCAAUAAAUUGAACAUGCAAGCACGGA
This is a messenger RNA of Phalacrocorax carbo (great cormorant), 2168 nucleotides long. Lineage: Eukaryota; Metazoa; Chordata; Aves; Suliformes; Phalacrocoracidae. The record is from RefSeq and is a predicted model, not a curated record.